Molecule: messenger RNA, 1619 nt
Organism: Coturnix japonica (Japanese quail)
Lineage: Eukaryota; Metazoa; Chordata; Aves; Galliformes; Phasianidae
Gene: MBD4
Product: methyl-CpG binding domain 4, DNA glycosylase
Biological process (GO): DNA repair
Cellular component (GO): nucleus
Molecular function (GO): catalytic activity; DNA binding
Source: RefSeq, a predicted model, not a curated record
CGGGCGCGCGGAACGGAGCAGGGCAGCUCUCAGCCGGGACGUGCUGUGCCGUAUUGUGCUGUGCCGGACCGUGUUGUGCCGGGCCGUAUUGUGCUGUGCCGUGCAGUGCUGUAUUGUGCUGUGCCGGGCCGUAUUGUGCUGUGCCGUGCAGUGCUGUAUUGUGCUGUGCCGGGCCGUGUCGUGCCGGGCCGUGCCGGGCACCGUGAGCUGCGGAGCCGCUGCAGCCCGGCGCGGUGGCUGCGGGCACGGCGGGAGCUCCGGCAGCACCGUCCGGUAGCGCCUCGCCGGGCGGUGACGGGAGGCGGCCCCCGCUCCGUGCUCUGCCCCCCGCCGUGCCGCCCGGCGCUCCCUAUGGGGCGGGCAGGGGAAGGAGCCCCGCUGACAUUCCUCUUCUCGGCCCGCAGUGCAGGAAUGAAGCUGCGGUCCAAACGGGAGCUCACGGGGAGCUGCCGGGCGGCGGGAGGCGUCGAUGGGGCCGCAGCCCGUGACGGGAUCUCAGCCCCGGGCGGGACCGCAACGAGUCACGGAGACAACGCGCACCGCAAGAGGCGGAGAACGGCGCGCGGCGGGCGGGGAGCGGAGCGCGACCCGAACGAGACGGCGUGUGCGGAGCCGGCCGCGCGUGUCCCGCCGUGUCGGGCCGAGGCUGAUCCGCGCACCGCGCACACACGGCGCGUCCCCGGCGGGCAGCGGUCGGACCCGCCGCUGGGAGCGGCCGCCGAUCGGCUGCGGGGGGAAUGUACGGGGAUGGGAUCCGGGACUGCAGUGCGAGGAGAGGAAAACGGCGGGUGGAAAACGGGGGAAGAGACGGAGCCGGGGGAUACGGGAACCCGGCAUUACCGGUCUGAGACAGAUGCUGACGUCUUGCAGCCUUCUGACAGCAACAGCUUCACAGCGGGGAGAAUAGCACGAGGUCCAGAUGAACCAGUCCCACGGACACAAGUGGAUAGGAGGAAAACAAGCCCGUAUUUCUCAAGCAAAUACAGUAAAGAAGCUCUCAGCCCUCCGAGGAGGAAGGCCUUCAGAAAAUGGACUCCUCCACGCUCCCCUUUUAAUUUGGUCCAAGAAACACUUUUCCACGAUCCAUGGAAACUUCUCAUUGCCACCAUAUUCCUCAAUAAGACUUCAGGUAAAAUGGCCAUUCCUGUGCUCUGGGAGUUCCUCAGGAAAUACCCUUGCCCUGAAGUAGCCAGAACUGCAGACUGGAAAGAAAUGUCAGAGCUGCUCAGACCUCUGGGCCUCUACGCGCUCAGAGCAAAAACUAUCAUCAAGUUCUCAGAUGAGUUCCUGAGCAAGCAGUGGAAGUACCCCAUUGAGCUGCACGGGAUCGGGAAGUACGGAAAUGACUCCUACAGGAUCUUCUGCGUUAAUGAAUGGAAGGAGGUGCAGCCCCAGGACCACAAGUUGAACAUUUACCACACGUGGCUCCGGGAGAACCACGAGCAGCUGAGCGUGGACUGAGAGCAGCCACCAACGGGCCGUGCAGCCCCAGCGCCGCACUGAGCGUCGUGUGCUUAGUUUGUGCGUUGUUGUGCCGUCGGACUCAGAUAAUCGCUGUAAUAAAGUGUUCAAAUGCUGUGAAUGUUUUUAAUAAACGGAUCUGACUGUUUGUACCAUCA